CCGUGGCUUGGCGAAGGGACCAGAAGUAAAAGUGGGUGAGUGAACAACAAUGAUGCUUGUGCCUCCUCCGAACCUUGACCCACAGUUGCCAAGACAAAAACGCCCCCAUCAGUCUACCAGGGGAAACAAUCCCUUCCCCGCUCCCAGCAUCUAAGGGGGAUGUGAGAGCGCAAUCUGAAAUAACAGAAGCCCUGCGGCCCCGGGACGCGCAGUCUGCGAGCAGCCCUUCCCAAAAUGCCACCCCGCAGAGACUCGGGCUCAGCCAAUGAGAGCCUGAGCGCCUGGGAUAAUGAGAUGCCGCAGCCGCAACUGGACCAAUCGGAAGACAGGAGCUACCCAGAGGAGAGGAUGGGAGGGGAAGGCAAGAGGGAGAAGGAACGAUGGAAAGGGGAAAAGAUCAAACAAGUUACUCACCUUGGGAAGCUAGGGACUCUUCCCUAUACUCUGCAGGGCCCCUCCUUCAAUCCAAGGAAAAGGGUCCCAAGUCACUUUCUCCGCAUCCUGAGACUGCUCCCUUGCAAGAAAGCGAGGAGAGGGGAGAAAGUAAAAGUGUUUUGUUUUGUUUUUUCUGCUGGGGGUACAGGAGAGAGUGAUAGCUUAGUCGUCCUGGGCUGAGCUCGAGCUCGUGGGGUACCUCGUGGGGCUCCCGGGCAAGGGGAGGGUCGGCGGACCGUGACUGAGCCCCGGCUGCUCGAUGCUGGGGCCAUGGACAGAGCAGCUCUCCCGAGACUGCCUCGCCUCUGCGUCCUGUGGGCUACUCUGCUCGCCCUGUUCCCCUGCGGAGUCCACGGAAACUGGAUGUGGCUGGGUAUUGCCUCUUUUGGGGUCCCAGAGAAACUAGGUUGCACCAACUUGCCUCUGAGCGGCCGUCAGAAGGAACUGUGCAAAAGGAAACCUUAUCUGCUACCCAGCAUCCGAGAAGGGGCACGACUGGGCAUCCAGGAGUGCAAGAGCCAGUUCAAACAUGAGAGGUGGAACUGCCAGGUGUUCUCGGCCGCUGUCCCUGCCCCCGCCCCCGCCGCGCCCCCGGCACCCUCGCCCGGAGCCACCCCUCUCUUCGGCUACGAACUGAGCAGCGGCACCAAAGAAACAGCAUUUAUUUAUGCGGUGAUGGCAGCAGGUCUGGUGCAUUCUGUGACAAGAUCAUGCAGUGCAGGGAACAUGACAGAGUGCUCCUGUGACACCAACUUGAAGAAUGGUGGCUCAGCUACUGAAGGCUGGCAUUGGGGUGGCUGCUCUGAUGACAUUCAGUACGGCAUGUGGUUUAGUAGAAAGUUCUUGGAUGUCCCCACCAAAAACACCACUGGAAAAGAUGGGAAACUGUUAGCAAUGAAUCUGCAUAAUAACGAAGCCGGGAGGCAGGCAGUAUCCAAGUUGAUGUCAGUCGACUGCCGCUGCCAUGGAGUUUCAGGUUCCUGUGCUGUGAAAACUUGCUGGAAAACCAUGUCUUCCUUUGAAAAGAUUGGGCAUUUUCUAAAAGAUAAGUACGAAAACAGCGUGCAAAUAUCGGAUAAGAUGAAAAGAAACAUGCGCAGGAGAGAAAAAGACCAGAGAAAGACAUCAGUGCGCAAGGAAGAUCUCCUCUACAUUAACAAAUCGCCCAAUUACUGUGUAGAAGAUCGCAAAUUAGGCAUCCCUGGGACGCAGGGUAGAGAGUGCAAUCGUACUUCCGAAGGAGCCGAUGGGUGUAAUCUCCUCUGUUGUGGGAGAGGCUACAACACCCACGUAGUCAGACACGUGGAGAGGUGCGAAUGCAAAUUUGUCUGGUGCUGUUACGUUCGAUGCAGAAGGUGUGAAAGCAUGACCGACGUCCACACCUGCAAAUAAGCAGGAUUCUGUCCAGAAUCAUGCUCUCUGGUGAUACACAACCAAGAUUUAACUGCAGUGUGUGUGUGUGUGUGUGUGUGUGUGUGUGAGUGAAUUUUAAGGAAAGGUUAAUGAAGUUGAAUCAAGUCCGUCAUCAUGUCUGGAUUUUACUCUAACAUCAUCUUCUAAUUAAAAGCAAGUUGGAUUCCCUGAAAUUCCAAAGGUUCGAUUCAAUUCAGCAAACAUUAAGCACCUGCCCUGUGCAAGCGUUUUUUGGAUUCAUCUUUGUUUAGAUGCCUUUUGGGUAGGGGACAAGGAACAAGGAAAAGUAUUAAAGAAUCUCUAAAGAGAAACAAGUUCAUGGAGAUGUCAGUUCAUGAUGAAGAACUUGACCCAUAAUUGGCAUAAUUUGCUUAAAUGUGAAUUUGAUCGAGCAGAUAUAGUAAUUAUUUUUAAAAGAAUAUUGCUUACAACAAGGAGCACUUAAGCAAGGAUGUUAUCACAUUUGUCAGUAUUUUUGAAGGCUUUACAAAGAGUUCCUGGAAAAUGAAACUGUUAAUACGUUCAUGGAAGUGGCAUAAAAGCAUUUACCCUUUUAUCUACUUAAAGACAAAUUACCAAAAGUAUUAGGGGGAAAAAACAUAUCUCUUAAACCAUGGUACCUAUUAAAUAUAGCUGGUAUCAAAGGGAAAUAGAAAUCUUAUUUUUUAAAAAGUUGUAAGGUUUGAAUCUUAAUUUUCUAUCUAAACACAUGGAUCACAAAAAAAAAUCACUUAUCCUAAUAACUGGUUUUUAGACACAAAUUAAUAGACUAAUACAAAUUGCCUAAGCUAUGUGAUUUUUAAGAGAAAAAAAUCCCUGAGUGUUACAAAUCUGUGAAGAAAAAAAGUUUAUUGGAUGUUAAAAUAUUUUGAAAUGUAUGAAAUAACACUGUUUAAAUAUGUAAAGACAGUAUUAUGUAUAGUAUUUUGAUAAGAAAUUUUUAUAUUUUGUAAAUAUAGUAUUUAAAUUAUAUGAACUAUAUGAAAUUCUUAAACCAUGUCCUUGUUAAGAACUCAGAACAAAGGUAAUAAGACCAUCUUUGAAAUCAUAAUAUCAAUCCUUGACUUGUUUGCUUAAGUAGACUAAAAAUCAUUUGAAUGGUUACCUGGGUUUAAUAUAUGGGUUUCUUACCAGAAAGGCAAUUUUGUGUUACAGAUUGUUUACAAGUUGUAAUUCUAUUACCUGAAUAGUCAACAUGAGGUUCUUUUUUACACAUACAAACACUAUUUUUAAUUGUUUAAAUGGAGAUAUUAAGAUCUAUUUUACAUCAUCUGAAAAAGAAACUUAAAAAUGGAAGUACAAAGGCCAAUUUUAUGAAUCUGUCAUAUUUGUAAGAUUAGGUUUCAUUAUUUAAAUUUUGUUCAUUUUCCUACAUUUUGAAAACAUCUGUGAUUAUGCCUAUUGGUUAAAAAAAAUUCCAUAUGCUUCAAAAUUCCAAAUUAAAUGUGCUUUGACUUUUAUAAGUUUACUAAUGAUAGAAUUUCUAUCUAUGGCACUUAAAUAGAUUUCUUAAGCACAAAGUAUAGAUAUUUUCUGUAACAUUCUAUUGAAUAUAUUAAUUUUUCUCAUCAUUCAUUUUCCUCAUUUAUCAAGGUAGACAGGGAUUUAUGAAAAAUAGCAACCCUAUGAAAAAUGUCAAAGGUUCAGGUGCUAAGCGUAAGGCUAAAAGUUUAACUGUGACCCUUCAAGUUUAGCAACAGUGGUCAUUCCAGUUUCAGAGCUGACAUGAUCCUGGAAACAACCAAAUGCUUUUCUGAAAGUGAUGAUUUUCCAAUUCUGGAUAAUAACCUGACUAUAUGAGAAACAAUCCACAAUUUUCUGUUUUGAAUAAGUAGAUAAAGUAGGUAAGUGCAAUUCCCCCUGUAUUACUCAUUUCCUAAUCGUCUUAUUACACAACCUUUCAAUGUAUUUCUACCUACACUCAGAUGAGAUGUGAAUAUAACUGAGAACACCAUUAAAAACACAGGUGGUGAAAGGCAAAUGUCAGUGCCAGCUUAUCUGGGUGUGAAUGUAAGAACACAUUCCAAUCUGUAUGAUUUCAUCUUUCCAAUAGUUUAAAAAUGAUACAGCUGCAUAUUUUUUUUUAAGUUUUCAACACUUAUUUUUAUUAAGAUUUU
Messenger RNA from Sarcophilus harrisii (Tasmanian devil), 3965 nucleotides. RefSeq names its product Wnt family member 16 (gene WNT16). The transcript is spliced from 4 exons. The coding region runs from base 706 to 1827 and encodes 373 amino acids. Gene Ontology annotation, cellular component: extracellular region. Gene Ontology annotation, biological process: cell fate commitment; canonical Wnt signaling pathway; multicellular organism development. The record is from RefSeq and is a predicted model, not a curated record. Lineage: Eukaryota; Metazoa; Chordata; Mammalia; Dasyuromorphia; Dasyuridae. Gene Ontology annotation, molecular function: cytokine activity; frizzled binding.